Messenger RNA from Ornithorhynchus anatinus (platypus), 921 nucleotides. Its product is annotated as olfactory receptor 6B1. Gene Ontology annotation, biological process: G protein-coupled receptor signaling pathway. Gene Ontology annotation, cellular component: membrane. NCBI's taxonomy places the organism in Eukaryota, Metazoa, Chordata, Mammalia, Monotremata, Ornithorhynchidae. The transcript has a single exon. The coding region runs from base 1 to 921 and encodes 306 amino acids. The record is from RefSeq and is a predicted model, not a curated record. Gene Ontology annotation, molecular function: olfactory receptor activity; G protein-coupled receptor activity.
AUGGGUGUGAAGAACUGGACAGUGGUGACCGAGUUCAUCUUGGUGGGGUUCCCGGGGAGCCUAGAGGUACGAGCCCUGGUGUUCCCCUUGUUCUUGGCAACCUACUUACUGACGAUCACUGAGAACGUGGUCAUUAUCCUGCUGGUUCAGAAGGACCGGACCCUCCACAAGCCCAUGUACCUCUUCCUGGCCCACCUGUCCUUCCUGGAGAUCUGGUACAUCUUGGUCACAGUCCCCAAACUGCUGCUCAGCUUCUGGUCCGGCAGCUGGACCCUCCCCUUCGUCCACUGCAUGGUGCAGCUGUACUUCUUCAUCGCGCUCAUGUGCACCGAGUGCGUGCUGCUGGCGGCCAUGGCCUACGACCGCUACGUGGCCAUCUGCCGGCCCCUCCGCUACCCGGCCGUCAUGAGCAGCGGGCUCUGCCUCCGCCUGGCUCUCGGGUCCUGGGCCGCCGGCUUCGGCAUCUCCCUGGUCAAGAUCCACUUCAUCUCCCGCCUCAGUUUCUGUGGCCCCAACGUCAUCAACCACUUCUUCUGCGACAUCUCGCCCGUGCUCAACCUCUCCUGCACCGAUAUGUCCACGGCGGAGCUGGUGGACUUCGUCCUGGCCCUGGUCAUCUUCCUUGUCCCGCUGACUGUCACCACGCUGUCCUAUGGCUGCAUCCUGGUUGCCAUCCUGAGGCUACCCAGUGGCAAGCGGAAGGCCUUCUCUACCUGCGCCUCGCACCUCGCGGUGGUCUCCGUCUUCUUCUCGGCCACCAUCUUCAUGUAUGCCCGGCCCCGUGCCAUUCGGGCCGUCAACGUGAACAAGGUCAUCUCCGUCUUCUAUUCCGUGGUCACCCCUGCUCUUAACCCCUUCAUCUACUGCCUGAGGAACCGGGAAGUCAAGGAGGCUCUGAAGAAGUUGUUGUCCUGUACCUAG